Pocillopora meandrina is the source of this 486-nucleotide messenger RNA. Lineage: Eukaryota; Metazoa; Cnidaria; Anthozoa; Scleractinia; Pocilloporidae. The record is from the annotation of a GenBank genome assembly.
AUAGGAUUUUCCAUAGACUUAACAGUGCUGAACUGCAAGGUGCGCAAAGAGAAGUCCCCUUACGCCGUGUCAGGCGUUUAUUGGAUAGAUCCUGAUGGCGGUUCCCUUAGUAACGCUUUCCAGGUCUACUGCGACCAGCAAACAGAUGGAGGGGGCUGGACAUUACUUUACAGUUACACUUUCACUGCCUACUCAAGCUUCUGGACCGGCCGAAACGCUGUCACCCCGCGCCCAUCUUGGUCAGCUAGCGACGCUAACGUUCGAGUGUCCAAAACAGUUCCACUGAGCGAGACGCAGUAUGAGGCCAUGGACUUUUCUUUGUGGCGCAGCAUUGGCAAGGAAUUCCUGAUCAAGAGCAACAUCAAAAACUGGAUCGCAUGCAAGGAAGGUUCUGGUAGCAUAGUGAAACAGAAGAAGGGGUCACUUUCUUGUAAACUGGUGAAGCAGGUUUCUAACAGUGCAUUUGAACGGUACCAAAAUCUAUGA